AUAUUUGAGUCGCGUUUAACUUCACACUGAAAUACGACAUUCAAGUGUAGAUCUGCUUUUGAAAAGGUGGGGUGAACGUUUCAAAAUAUAACUGGAAAUAAUCAUCAAAAUGAAAUCGAAUUACACGCUCGUGGUUAUCGUGUUUUUCUUUGUUUUUGGAUGCACUAAUGGAGCACCCGUCGAUUCAGAGGAAUUCGAACAGUUGCAAAAUACAGUCUCUUUGCUUCAAAGAAAACUUGAUCAUCAUGUCUCAAUGAACAGGCCAGUCGCCUUUACUGCCGGGCUAACGAAAACAAUCACAAACAUGGGAACAAAGCAGCAAAUUGUUUUCGACAGUGUAUUCACAAACGUCGGGAAUGGGUACAACACUUUGAACGGACAUUUCACCGCGCCAUUUAGUGGGGUUUACGCUUUCUUUGUCGUUAUAACAAAUACUCCCACACAUUCUUGCAGCGUUCAGCUUUUGAGAAAUGGAUACUUCAUCGGACACGUAUUGGCUCACACGAAGGCUAAAUCUACUAAAGAUGGGAAUUAUUUGACGUCAACGCUUGCCGUCACCGUCAAACUGCAGAGAGGAGACCAUGUCUGGGUACAGAACGAAUAUGCUUUCUCUGCAGUUGAACAGCUGGAUGGUUAUAACUGGUCCAUGUUCUCAGGACAUCUCAUUGGUGGUGCUUACUAGCAGAGGGAACUGUAUAUCGUGGAAACCUGUUUAUUGGUACAUAUAUAUAGACAUUGUUCUCCUUUCAUGAUACUCAAUUCUUUCGUCAAACUUUUUUUGUAAUUUAGAAAGCAUAUCUUAAAAACACUGUCAAAUAUAUUAAGCAGUCAAACAAAGGAGUGACGUAAUGUAGUUGGUUAAAGACACUGAUUCUGGUAUGCCUGGUGUGUGGCCUAUGGAGAUGAUAAGGUCUGCGUAUUGGCGAUAAGGGCCAAUACACACGUCAGGACCAUUGGUAGACUUGCUUCUGUUUAUCAUAAUAAGCUACUGUAUAGCUACUGUGCAGUAAAUAAAUUGCAGGUGAUAUUUCUGACCUUUAUAGCAAAUCAGUUCUCACCUUUAUAACGAGUUUAGACAGUUUGAUUGAAUUAGGGCUAAUUAAACAAAGUGAUAAGAUACAACAGUUUUUUGUCAUAUUUUUAAUAAAGUAAGUUUUUUAACAAUUACAUCUCAUUAUUGCUGUUUUUUUUACCAAAAAUAUAAAAAAAAUGCAUUCAGGCACAUAGCUUUUAGAAGUAAUAAAUUAUUGUGUAUUUUGAACAAUGAUAUAUCUUUAUUGCUGGAUUUUAUUAUACAUAAAAAGAAAGUUAACAUUAUUUAGACAACACAAGAGGAAUUAAGCAUUUUUAAUAUACAACAUCCUUCUGUCUAUAUACCUUCCUUAUCUAUUAAAAAUGCAACUGAACGCUUUUUUAAUUUCUAGUAAAAUCCAGCAAUUAUCUUUUUUGUUUUUCGUUUUUAUUUUGUUACUUUUGAUAAAAAGAUCAUAAUCAUUGAAUAAACAAACUUGUAAUUUCUCUUAUUAAGUUUUGAAUAAUUAUUUUGUAGUGAGAAAUGCUUUGCUAUAAGAGUUAUAAUUUAAUUUGUCAGGACAUUACUCAACAUGACUGAGCAAUCAAAAUUAGUAUCUUAUCAAUUAAAAUAAUUUUGUGUACAUGCUGAAAAAAGACUAAAAAAAACAACAGCAUUUCAAUAAAUAAAAUGCAAAACACAGGAAAUAACCAAUUUACCUGUAGGCAAUAAAAUUUAUGAUUCUCUGACUAUUAUUAGGCUACAUGUCAAGUCUACAGGGGUUUUAUGGACCCUUAUCAGACUGGACCAGACAGGAUCUUGUAUAUUGGGGAUUAAAAAGUCUGGUAUUUGGGGGGGUCACUUAUAUAGGAGAUUUUCUUUGCCUUUAAGGCAGGUGGAAAGAGGAAAAGAAAAAUAUCAAUUCAGAAAGUGUUUGGAGCACGAGACUGCUUAAUACACAGGUUCACGUGCGUAGUUAAAGUGACUGAACAUAUGACCAGAUUUAAUUGUUCUUUGUCAAUAAAAUAUAUCACACUCUGUGUAUAUUAAUAAAUAAUCACACUUAGAAAAUAAUGUAUAUUGGUAACUUUCAAUUAAGCAGAAUUAGCAAAGUGAAUAUAAGUAAAGAAAUUACAUGUU
This is a messenger RNA of Mercenaria mercenaria, 2152 nucleotides long. Its product is annotated as complement C1q tumor necrosis factor-related protein 3-like. NCBI's taxonomy places the organism in Eukaryota, Metazoa, Mollusca, Bivalvia, Venerida, Veneridae. The transcript is spliced from 2 exons. The record is from RefSeq and is a predicted model, not a curated record. Gene Ontology annotation, molecular function: protein binding. Bases 110 to 682 code for a protein of 190 amino acids.